AUGGAGCAGCAAGGGAUGGACGUGGAAUGUGUGACUGAUUUCAAAGCUCUCCGAGCAAAAUUUCAAAAUGACUCUGACUUGGCUAACAAGCUGGUGCAGCCACUCAAGAAGCCUUCCACUGAGAUCACAUCCAAGCUGGGCUCUGGUGGGAAUGCUGUGUCCAACCCUCUGCCCCUGAGUAAGAGAGAUGUGAAAAUAAUAAAACCUGCCCAUCCUACCUCCCAGCCUUCUAUGCUCACUCAACAUAGCCCCUUGCCAUUGCCUCAAGCCAAGCUGGGACACAACAAAGAACAGGAGGGCAACAUCUCAGGGAAAAGGCUGAGUUCUCCCCAGAACAGUUCUGAAAAGCCUCUGUUGUCAUGUAGUUCUGACCAGCAAGGAUCAGGCCAAACAGCUCCAGUGGACCCUCAGCCCCCAAACUCUUUCCACCACGUCCUACAGAUCUGGGAAGAGACUUUAUCCUGCAAUGAGAAAGCAAGUGCAACACUCCCAAUGCAACGGGCAGCAAACUUAGACAUGUACCCUUGUCCAGAGCAGAGGGCGACACGUGCUCCUGUUGCAUGGGACAGUGACAGGAUGCGACCCUCUGGAAGCAAGGCUGUGCUGGACUGGCGCGCCCAAAAGAAGAAUGCUCUGCGUGGUAGUGGGACAGCUCUUCCCCAGGCUCCCAGAGGACACAGAAGUUCUGAUGGGGCAGGUGCUGAGGGCAUGGUGGCAACUGCAUUCUGCCAGGCAGGUUAUCGUCCACCAGGAGAGAAACCUCAGCACCAGAAAGAAUUGGAGCCUCCCUUGUGCCAGCCCAGAGCAGGAAAAUGGUCUUACAGCCCCAGGAACAAGUGGCCAAGAAUUAAACCUCUCCCUUCAGCUGAAUCCCUGGGUCCUGCCCCUGGAAAGCCUCCAAGACCCCCAAAGUUUGACCUCAAUGCUUUCCGAAGCAAUCUGCCUUUGGUCCACAGAGGAAAUGAAACAACUGCUGGUGAAGAGGAUUACUUGAGCCCCAAAAGUGCUCAACUUCAAGAGCAGAAUAAUUAUGAAGAAACCCCAGUGUACCUGAAUCAGGCUGGGGACACCACAACCUUGUGUGUCAUUGAAGGUACUUUACAAGUACCUAAGGCAGAGCCUCAGGAGCACAAGAAACAGAAGAUUUUUCCCUUUGCCAAAUCCAGUCCUGAAAGAGCUACAAUAGAGGAUGAAAAAGAGGGGAAACCAAGUCAUGAAAGAGAGAAACUGGAAGUGAUGAAAAUUUUCAAGACAGGUGGAAGUGAAUACAUGUCUCCCAGUAGUCAAACCAAGGAAGAUGGCAGAGAUGGGAUGAAGGUCCUGCAAGGGAGGCAGGAUGUGACCAGUACCCUGCCUGCAAACUACCCGAUCCUACAAGGUCUGUCAAAAGACAGAGCAGAGCUCUUGCACAGCAUGGAUGUUGGUGCUCCAAAGCUGGGGGCAGAAAGAACAGCCUUGAACCAAAACACUUGGCAGCCUCUGCAGGCACCAGAGGAUAUAUAUGAUGACAUUGAGGAAUUGCAAGAUGGACUCAGCUACAGGUCAGAUGCCUCAAGUUCCUUCACUUCAGACAGCUUUUCAGGAAACACCUACGAGGAAACAUAUGAAGAUGUUGAGAUUGGAGGUGAUAAUCCAGCAAAACCAGAAACAGAAAAACAAAAGAGAUUUGGAAACCUGUUUAAGAUAGAAAAGUUGAAGCUGAAUAAUUUCAGGCUCAAGGAAAACCUAAGAAAUAUCUUCAAAUUCAAGAAGAGCAGUGAAGAAAAAAGCAGGAAGAGGGAAAAAGAAGAGAAGUUCUUUAGAGAAACAUUUAUGUAUGAUAAGGAGAUCAAUGUCAUCAACACAGCCACUGCUGAGUGCUCUGUCCCCAGUGAGAGGAGAGUGGAUCUCCCUGUCACAGCUGGAGAACAGCUGGAUGUUAUUGAUGUCACGGAGGGCCACGCAGUGAUCUGCCGAAAUUCAGAGGGCAGAUAUGGCUACGUUCUAGUGGAGCACUUGAACUUCGGGCAGACAGUGCUAACUUCGCUGAGAGCUGCUCUCCCCUGGACCAUCCCUGAAAGUCUCCUUUGUGCUUCCUGCAUCCAUGAGAGUGCACGUUGGUCAGCUGUGGAGUGAUGAUGCCCAUCCUUGCUGGUACAUCCUAACCACAUCAAACCUCAAAAUAAUUCUGAUGCAAGUUUUAAACCCCGUUCCUCUGUGUUUCUCCUCGAAAAGGAAAUCAUCAUGAUAACAGUUGUUGAUUUGAUGAGUAGUGUCUGAAGGAGAAUUGAAAUUUUUUUAGAGGGCAAUUCUGUAUCACAGAAAUUGUGUAAAAAGGAGCAUGGAUAAGGAAAAAACUGGGGCACUCACUGCAGC
Molecule: messenger RNA, 2355 nt
Organism: Empidonax traillii (willow flycatcher)
Lineage: Eukaryota; Metazoa; Chordata; Aves; Passeriformes; Tyrannidae
Gene: FYB2
Product: FYN binding protein 2
Exons: 18
Coding region: 1-2115 (704 amino acids)
Biological process (GO): integrin-mediated signaling pathway; T cell receptor signaling pathway; protein localization to plasma membrane
Cellular component (GO): plasma membrane
Molecular function (GO): protein binding
Source: RefSeq, a predicted model, not a curated record